CCUAAAGGCUGUUUCACUCAGUUAACGAAGACUGGUAUUUUGGCCUGUAGGUGUAUCCAAACGUUUGACUGGUACUGAAUACUGAAAAACAAUGAGUGACCGACAGAAAGGGAACUGAUAUCACUGUAUGUAAUACUGAGUGACCGACAGAAAGGGAACUUAUAUCACUGUAUGUAAUACUGAGUGACCAACAGAAAGGGAACUGAUAUCACUGUAUGUUAUACUGAGUGACCGACAGAAAGGGAACUGAUUUCACUGUAUGUAAUACUGAGUGACCGACAGAAAGGGAACUGAUAUCACUGUAUGUAAUACUGAGUGACCGACAGAAAGGGAACUGAUAUCACUGUAUGUUAUACUGAGUGACCGACAGAAAGGGAACUUAUAUCAUUGUAUGUUAUACUGAGUGACUGACAGAAAGGGAACUGAUAUCACUGUAUGUUAUACUGAGUGACUGACAGAAAGGGAACUCAUAUCACUGUAUGUUAUACUGAGUGACUGACAGAAAGGGAACUGAUAUCACUGUAUGUUAUACUGAGUGACUGACAGAAAGGGAACUCAUAUCACUGUAUGUUAUACUGAGUGACUGACAGAAAGGGAACUGAUAUCACUGUAUGUUAUACUGAGUGACUGACAGAAAGGGAACUGAUAUCACACUCCUACUCUGUGCCAUUGUGGAUUGGUGCUACAGGAAAAUAAUUAUGUGGAAAUGACGUGCCAGUACAAUUAUGGAUAUUACUGUAUGUAAGGAUGUUAACAUGGUGCUUUCAGCUUUUCAGAAACAAAGAAAGUCUUACAACGGAGCGUACUGGUCUAUGUGCUCAUCAUUCAAUGGGCUCAGUUCAAGUCUCACUUGUCCACUUAAAGAAUGCUUUCCUUGUUCCCAGAAUUAUCUUGAAAAACUUUAGCACAUUUUUUGUUUUCAGGCAGCCAUGCAACUUGGCAAUAAAUCAACCCCCUAAAACACCACAAUAAGAAUUUGAAAUUAGAACGAUAAAAGGAAAAGUCCCGUUGCAGCUGAAUCCAUUUCAUGUCCCAUAUAUGGUCACUGCUGCUGCUGAUAAAUCAAGUCAAAAGGACAUUGGACACUAAAGCUCUUUUCCAGAAGUUUCCAGAGUUGCGCAAUGAAAUCUUGUUUGACACUCAGAAAAGACAAGUUGUUUUGUGCCUUCGGAAAGCUUUUUACUACAACUUUUCUUCGGAUUUCUUCAAAUAGUUCUUCUGUAAUUCUGUCUCUCGUUCGUUACCUAGCAAUAGCAUACAACUGUCUGUAACAUAGUAUGUUUGUGUCUCACGCUGGAUGUAAGAUCCAGCGUGUAGAUCACUGAGUUCUGUAUUUGGGUAUCGGAUGUAUGCGCCUAGAUCACUGAGUUCUGUGUGUCAGUAGGGACUAGUGGAACACAUCCAGAGAGGAAGCCGUGAACUAAAAAGCUUGUCGGUAGCAUAUUUUCAACUUUCAUAAAAAAAAAUAUUUUUUGGGGGGGGGUACUGUCAGGACUCAGGACAGGAAGUAGGAUGAUAAGGGAGGGAGGUGGAGGUGGUUGUCUGGGACUCCCAGGGAUGUUUCGAGUGUUCUUGUUGGGGACUUGUGCUCUUACGGUCCUGAGCUCUGCAGGCUUGGUGUUCCUUCUGGUGCAACACAUGCACCUGUCAGCCCACCUGGCCCGGUUGGAUCUACAACUCCAGGUGCUCUCAGAGACCUCUGGCGCCGUGCUGCAUCAUUCUGCAGCAGUAUCCCUCCGGGCCAGCAGGGACCCUGGAGAGGAGACUGAUAGGUUGCAGGAGCUCUCCGAGGAAUCUGGGUUGCAGACAUCACCCCACAGGACCAGCAGGGAAGGCCCAGGCGGAGAGGAGGCAGAAAGGGAGCUGCGGCAUGGUCGACCCCGCAGUAAGAGGAGCAAGGCUGGGAAACACCAGACUAAACGACAGCAGAAACGUGAAGACAGGGACAUGAUGAUGGUGAUGACAUACUCUAUGGUCCCGAUCAAGGUCCUGUUGGAACUAUGUAACAGCACAGAAGACAUGUGUUUAACAGGCUUACCAGGACCUCCAGGCACUCCGGGUGUGGAUGGGAAGCCAGGAGUCAAUGCUACAGAAGGCAUACCAGGACCACCUGGAGCUGCAGGGAGACGAGGGAAAAAAGGUCCACCUGGAGAGAGAGGGGAGCCUGGGGUAAAAGGAGACGUGGGACACCCUGGACCUCCAGGACUGAAGGACGAGGCUUCCAAUGACACCAUCAUAGAGGGGCCUCCGGGUCCAAGGGGCCCUCCUGGCCCUGCCGGUCCCCCUGGUCUACCUGGCCCCCCAGCGACCUUAGAGGACCCAGAACCCUCUAGAAAUAGGACCAUGAGAGCCCACCUGUUAGAGAACACCUGUCUCCAUCAAGCCAACAUGUCUGACUCUCUGAGUACAGAGAAUACAGCCCCAAGCAGUGACACCUUGAAUGUAACCAACGCAGAGAAUGUUAAUCGAACCAUCAGAGCACACAUCCAUCAAGCCAACAUGUCUACGGAGUCAGCGAAUCUAGCCGCAAGUAAUGACACGUUGAAUGUAACUGACACAGAGAAUGAGGAAGCAAAUAACCGACAAAUGACAUACAUAAAGAUUGUGGAAGAAGCACCUUUGAACGUAACUGACACCGAGAUUGUGGAAGAAAGACCUUUGAACGUAACUGACACCGAGAUUGUGGAAGAAAGACCUUUGAACGUAACUGACAUCGAGACUGUGGAAGAAGGACCUUUGUACGUAACUGACAGUGAGAUUGUGGAAGAAGGACCUUGGAACGUAACUGACAUCGAGAUUGUGGAAGAAAGACCUUUGAACGUAACUGACAUCGAGACUGUGGAAGAAGGACCUUUGUACGUAACUGACAGUGAGAUUGUGGAAGAAGGACCUUGGAACGUAACUGACAUUGAGAUUGUGGAAGAAAGACCUUUGAACGUAACUGACAUCGAGACUGUGGAAGAAGGACCUUUGUACGUAACUGACAGUGAGAUUGUGGAAGAAGGACCUUGGAACGUAACUGACAUCGAGAUUGUGGAAGAAGGACUUUUGAACGUAACUGACAGCGAGAUUGUGGAAGAAGGACCUUUGUACGUAACUGACAGUGAGAUUGUGGAAGAAGGACCUUGGAACGUAACUGACAUCGAGAUUGUGGAAGAAGGACUUUUGAACGUAACUGACAGCGAGAUUGUGGAAGACGAACCUUUGUACGUAACUGACAUCGAGAUUGUGGAAGGACCUUUGAACGUAACUGACAUUGAGUUUACGGAAGAAGCUCCUUUGAACGUAACUGACACCGAGAUUGUGGAAGAAGGAUCUUUGAACGUAACUGACAUCGAGAUUGUGGAAGAAGGAUCUUUGAACGUAACUGACAGCGAGAUUGUGGAAGAAGGACCUUUGAACGUAACUGACAUUGAGUUUACGGAAGAAGCUCCUUUAAACGUAACUGACACCGAGAUUGUGGAAGAAGGAUCUUUGAACGUAACUGACAUCGAGAUUGUGGAAGAAGGACCUUUGAACGUAACUGACACCGAGAUUGUGGAAGAAGGACCUUUGAACGUAACUCACACUGAGAAUGUAGAAGAAGGACCUUUGAGCGUAACUGACAGCGAGAUUGUGGAAGAAGCAGCAUUUAAGAAAACUGCAGAAAUCUUCUCUGCUCCCACAACUGACACCUUGAAUGUAACCGACACAGAGGAUGCGAAAGAAGCACCUGUUUGGAAAGCUGAAUACAUUAUCAAAAGCAUAACAUGCUUUCCAAACGUCACUAAAAUGGGAACCACAUUUGGAGUUUGGAUGCGAGAUGCAGCCCGGGUGAACGAUAACCACAUUUGGAUGGCUGAACACUUUUUAGGUCGAGUCUUGCAGGAGUACAAGAGCAUUGCAUCAUUUCCUAACGGUAGCACCAAGUCUAUUGACAUGAGGAAGUUGUACCAGGGUUGUGGCCACAUCAUCUACAAUGGGUCUAUGUACUAUCACAAUGCGGGAACCUCGAAAGUUGUCAAGGAUAAUCUGAAGACCAGGAGAUUACAGACAUUGGCCAUUGAGAAUGCUCUUUACCACAAUCGAACCUACCUCUUCUACAACUCCAAGACAUACUUUAAGUUUGCUGUGGACGAGAACGGACUGUGGCUCAUAUAUGCUUCAGUUGUCAACGGAACCAUGAUGGUUGCCAAGCUUAAUCACAAGAGUUUUUCUGUGUUGUCUGUGGUUAGCACGUCCUAUCCUGUACCGAACGCUGGGAAUGCCUUUGUUGCGUGUGGAGUUCUGUAUAUGACUGACACCAAAGACACAAAAGUCACACAUGCCUUUGACUUAAUGAAAGAGAAACCUUUGAAUGUAAGUUUGGAUCUUAGAUCAGCCAAUGGUAUUAUGGCUAUGUUGUCAUAUUAUCCCCCAAAUCAUCUUUUGUAUAUGUGGGACAACAGCUAUGUGAAAAUAUGCAAGGCUUAUUUUACUUCGGAUGAAAAAAAGUCUAGUCAAAUGUUAUGAUCGUAAAUAAAUCUUAUGAUCGUGGGAGACAUUCUGCCUAGGAGAAUACAGCCACAAGUAGUGACACCUUGAAUGUAACCAAUGUAGAGAAGGUUCUAUUAACAAUCAGAGCACACACCCAUCAAGCCAACAUGCCUAUCACUGUCCUGGGAGAGUGUUCUAAUUUUUUAAGAAUUUGAGUGUCAUAAAAUAUUCAUUUUUGUAUAAUAUUUGGCAUCGAUAUUUUUCUCAUUCAUUCUCAUUCAUGUUGUACAAUUACCAAUAAAAACAUGUUUUCUUUUCAUA
Salvelinus fontinalis (brook trout) is the source of this 4776-nucleotide messenger RNA. Its product is annotated as gliomedin-like. The coding region runs from base 1513 to 4491 and encodes 992 amino acids. The record is from RefSeq and is a predicted model, not a curated record. The transcript is spliced from 12 exons. Gene Ontology annotation, cellular component: cell surface. Lineage: Eukaryota; Metazoa; Chordata; Actinopteri; Salmoniformes; Salmonidae. Gene Ontology annotation, biological process: signal transduction.